CUCUGGUGCCGAGGGUAACUUCAUGAACCACCAACUGGCCAGACAACUCCAGAUCCCAAUAGAACCCCUGGAUAACCCUGUCAAACUGUCUGCUGUGGAUGGGAAACCAAUUGGACAGGGAACCAUUUCCCACACCACCGUUCCUGUCAGAAUGAACGUCAGCGCUCUGCACUCUGAGGAGCUCAGUGUGUCCUAGGUUAUCAACCUCCGCUCAUGCCAUGGUCAGCUGAACCUUCUGAUAUCCCUGCUGUAGAUCAGUGGAUGCGCCGUAGCGAGGAGGUGUGGGAGGAGACUCACAGACGUAUAGAAGCCGUGUUAGAACAACACAAACAGCAGGCUGAUCGUCAUCGUCGUGAGGCCCCGCUCUACUCCCCAGGAGAUCGCGUUUGGCUAUCUACCAGGGAUUUCCGGCUCCCCGAAGGCAACAAAAAAUUAUCAGUUAAGUUUAUUGGCCCUUUUAAAAUAAUCAAAAGAAUCAACGAAGUUACAUACCGUCUUGAAUUACCUUCUAAUUAUCGUGUCUGUCCUUCUUUCCAUGUUUCUUUACUUAAGCCGGUUAUCCCUGGUCCGCUGGAUGAGACCUCGCAUGGGGUGCUGCCUCCUCCGCCUGUGCUCAUGGAUGGUGGACCCGUCUACGCGGUGGAGCGCCUGUUAGACUCCAGAAGGAGGAGGGGAGCCCUGGAGUACCUGGUUGAUUGGGAAGGCUACGGACCUGAGGAGAGAAGCUGGGUUACUGCAGCAGACGUCCUUGACCCAUUGUUGGUGGAAGAAUUCCAUCGGUCGCAUCCGUCUCGUCCAGCACCACGCCCUCGGGGUCGUCCAAGGAGGAGGUCUCCUGACCCUGGAAGGGGUAGGCGCUAUAGGUCUGCUGCUACUCGGUCUCUCAGUUCCGUCCGCGGCUCCAGGAGGGGUCGUCCCAGGACCAGGGGUCGUCCCAGGACCAGGGCUCCUGUUCAGGCUAUCCCCGCUUCGGGUUCUCGUGUCCGUCGGGCCUCCGGGCGGAGAGGGGCGGUUCCUGUGUGUCGUCCUCGUCCUUCGGUUCUUUCGGACUCCUCGGGGGGAGGUACUGUCAGGUCUCUAGGAUCUCCUCUCACACACCCGAACUCUAUUUCCCAAAAUCCCACUGGCCAUGACGUCACCGUCAGCCGCUCACUCUCACCCAAUCGCGUUACGCUCCCCCGUUCAGAGUCACCUGUAUUCUAAGAAGUUCCGGUUCAUAGUAAUUCCAUGUUUUGUAUAUAUAGGGUUCGGUUAACGUCUGUUCUUCGCGAGGUAUUGCCGACUCAUGUUGCGUACUGAGCGUUAUUCCAAACCCUUUUCUGUCUGCCCUUUUGUUAUGAUCUUUUUGCCUGUAUUACGGAUUUUGCCUUUUGUCUUUGCCCUUAUUGGAUUUGUUAUAUUAUCGGACUGUCUCUCUGGCUUUGGAUCUUGGACUGUCUCCUGUAUUACG
Messenger RNA from Astyanax mexicanus (Mexican tetra), 1450 nucleotides. RefSeq lists its product as uncharacterized. Gene Ontology annotation, biological process: DNA integration. The coding region runs from base 214 to 1203 and encodes 329 amino acids. The record is from RefSeq and is a predicted model, not a curated record. Lineage: Eukaryota; Metazoa; Chordata; Actinopteri; Characiformes; Acestrorhamphidae. Gene Ontology annotation, molecular function: nucleic acid binding. The transcript has 2 exons.